AUGUUAGGCGGCGAAGCGAAGAAACGGAAGAAGGUGGUUGCCAUGGGGAGUUUUGGCAAUGCCAAACUCUUUGUUGAUAAAGAUGUUAAGAAGAGUAAGGAGCAAGCUCCUGAAAUGACGAGGGUUAUUCAAUGUAUUUGUAUUGGGAGUGUCCCUUGGGAGAAUGAGAAAAACAAAGUUACUCACAUUGACCUUACUCCAAUGUAUAGGAUGAUAAACCGAAUUGUUGCCUGUAAUAUACAUCCGAUGGGGCAUAUUGCUGAGAUUUGA
Ilex paraguariensis (yerba mate) is the source of this 270-nucleotide messenger RNA. Lineage: Eukaryota; Viridiplantae; Streptophyta; Magnoliopsida; Aquifoliales; Aquifoliaceae. The record is from the annotation of a GenBank genome assembly.